AUGGGAACUUUCCGGACCCGUAAAGAUAUCCCACCAUGGGUGAAAAUUCCUGAAGACCUGAAAGAUCCAGAAGUAUUCCGAGUCCAGACACUGGUGUUAAAAUUUCUGUUUGGCCCACACGGCUCUCGAAUCCCUCACUUCGAGAAGGUGAGCCAGGCUAUGUUCGAACUGAAGACCCUGGAGUCUUCCGAACUCACCGAGGUCUUAGUUUAUGGCUCUUACAACCACAAGCUUCGGGCCAAAUGGAUGCUUCAGUCCAUGGCUGAGAGGUACCGCCUACGCCAGGAGAGAGGAAUGCUCCACCUGGAGGAAGCCAUGAAGACCCUGGAACUAGGAAAGUGUUUGGAGUGA
Alexandromys fortis (reed vole) is the source of this 351-nucleotide messenger RNA. RefSeq names its product developmental pluripotency associated 5 (gene Dppa5). Gene Ontology annotation, cellular component: cytoplasm. The transcript is spliced from 3 exons. Lineage: Eukaryota; Metazoa; Chordata; Mammalia; Rodentia; Cricetidae. The record is from RefSeq and is a predicted model, not a curated record. Gene Ontology annotation, biological process: regulation of gene expression. The coding region runs from base 1 to 351 and encodes 116 amino acids. Gene Ontology annotation, molecular function: mRNA binding.